This is a messenger RNA of Arachis stenosperma, 681 nucleotides long. RefSeq names its product agamous-like MADS-box protein AGL19. The transcript is spliced from 7 exons. NCBI's taxonomy places the organism in Eukaryota, Viridiplantae, Streptophyta, Magnoliopsida, Fabales, Fabaceae. Gene Ontology annotation, molecular function: DNA-binding transcription factor activity. Gene Ontology annotation, cellular component: nucleus. Gene Ontology annotation, biological process: regulation of DNA-templated transcription. Bases 1 to 681 code for a protein of 226 amino acids. The record is from RefSeq and is a predicted model, not a curated record.
AUGUACAAGAGGACUCUGGUACGGGUUGAGAUGAGGAUCGGGAACCUGUGGGUCGAGACGGAUGUCGGAUUAUCCGAGCGGAGCGGAGGGGAGGUACCUGCAAAGAUACUCCGACGCUCAAGUCAGAAUGGAUCUAAGAGUUGGAUAUGUUUCAGUGUAAACAAAAUAAUGGAACGCUAUCAAAGGAAGGUCAAGGAUCUACAUAGCCUCAACACCAAACAAAUCCAAGAAAAUACACAGCAGGUAAAGGAAGGUGAUGACAUCAACAUCACAAAGAAGCUAGAGCAACUAGAAGUUUCUAAAAGAAAGCUUUUGGGAGAUGGUUUGGAUUCAUGCCCCAUUGAAGAGUUACAACAGAUAGAGAAUCAGCUCGAACGAAGCUUAACCAAAGUUAGGGCAAGAAAGAACCAAUUGUUCAGGGAGCAAAUAGAGACGCUAAAGGAACAGGAAAAAUGCCUUCUUGAAGAAAAUAGAAAAUUGAAAGAGAAGUGGCUUGAACAGCAACGGUCUUUAAGCAAACAAGGCGUGUUGCUUGUCGGAGAAAGGCGGCCAGCAGUGGAAGUUGAAGUGGAAGUGGAAGUGGAAGUGGAAGAGGAGGAAGAGGAAGAGGAAGAGGAAGAGGAAGUGGUAGAGACAGAGUUGGAGUUGUUCAUAGGGCUACCCGAGAGAAGAAUGCCUUAA